Molecule: messenger RNA, 483 nt
Organism: Penicillium waksmanii
Lineage: Eukaryota; Fungi; Ascomycota; Eurotiomycetes; Eurotiales; Aspergillaceae
Product: putative oligosaccharyl transferase subunit Dad1
Exons: 3
Coding region: 1-483 (160 amino acids)
Biological process (GO): protein N-linked glycosylation
Cellular component (GO): membrane; oligosaccharyltransferase complex
Source: RefSeq, a predicted model, not a curated record
AUGCCUGCUAAACGACACGCGGCCUCAACCACCUCCGCGGCAACACCCUCGACACCAACACCACUCUCUUCCGGCCCAACGACCCUGAAAACAAAUGCCUCGCCCGCUGAAAUCGCCGUUCAUGUCUGGCACCAGUACACCGCUACUACAUCGCAGCGCACACUCCUCCUGGACGCUUUCAUGGUCUUCCUCGUUCUAGUCGGUGGUCUGCAGUUCUUGUACUGUGUUCUGGCCGGCAACUACCCCUUCAAUGCCUUCCUCAGCGGUUUCAGUGCUGCUGUUGGCCAAUUCGUUCUGACUGCCAGUCUGCGCAUGCAGACAAGUGGCUCUGGUUCCACUGAUGCCAAGUCUAAUUCCAAGGGGAAGACUGCGUCAACCGAGGACAGCGAGCAGGGGACGGGUAUUUCGCAUGAGAGAGCAUUCGCCGAUUUCAUCUUCGGAAGUCUGAUUCUACACUUCUUCUGCAUCAACUUCAUCAAUUAA